Cydia strobilella is the source of this 1040-nucleotide messenger RNA. RefSeq names its product homeobox protein Hox-A7-like. Lineage: Eukaryota; Metazoa; Arthropoda; Insecta; Lepidoptera; Tortricidae. Gene Ontology annotation, biological process: regulation of transcription by RNA polymerase II; central nervous system development; neuron differentiation. Gene Ontology annotation, molecular function: RNA polymerase II cis-regulatory region sequence-specific DNA binding; DNA-binding transcription factor activity, RNA polymerase II-specific. Gene Ontology annotation, cellular component: nucleus. The transcript is spliced from 4 exons. The record is from RefSeq and is a predicted model, not a curated record. The coding region runs from base 76 to 903 and encodes 275 amino acids.
GACAACGCCGUCCUCGAAACGUCGGAGGUACAAUGGCCACAGUACGAGCAACAAACGCAGGAACAGACGUCUCCGAUGUACCAACCGACGUUCAACCAAGCGCCGAGUGCGGUCCCCGUCCCUGUGAUACACACCGUGCAGUCCGUGCACACGAGUCACACGACCCCUCACAAUUUUCAGUUUAUUCAAAAUUGCCAAUAUAUGGCAAUGAAUACUUCUGCCCAGUACCAGCAAAUUCCAGUUAAUCACCUAAUAUCCAACACAAAUAAACCAAUGUUCAACAAUGUAUCAUCAAAACACCACAGAGCACAUAUUACGCUGAUUCGCAACACUAAUGGAUCUUCCAAAGCGAUCAUCAAGCGCAAGCGUAAAAGAACAGCUUUCACCACCGAGCAGAUCUUAGCCCUGGAAAAGGUCUUUUGUAAAAAACCGUACGUGAAUCGCGACGAGCGUCAGGCUCUCGUGGAGCAACUGCAAGUCACCGACAGAGCCGUCAAAGUGUGGUUCCAGAACCGGAGGAUUAAGAGCAAGAGAGAAGAGCUUGAAGCUCUGGAGGCUUCUUCUGGCUAUUCACCGAUGAGUGCAACAGAUUCGUCGGACUCCUUUGGACUGGCUUACGUAGAAGCUCAGAUAUCGCAAAAAACCGACGAAUUCGGUUUCGUCACGCUCGACGAUCGCGCCAUAGGAGAAUUGGUCAACGUCAUCGAUGGGCUAGUUGGUGAAAAAGUUGACUGCGACGUGUUGAGCGAGGAAGACGUAGUAGAAAAUGUGUUGAAAAUGGAAUAUGAGCCCGUAUCCCCUGCCGCCAACUCGGAUUGUUCUGAUGAAGAUGCCGCCAAGUGGAGGCGAACGGAUCCCGAACAAUCCCUCAGGCAACUUUUAGAUAUUCAACACUUUUGUUAAUGUUCUCCAAUGGUUUCAAAGUUUCUUUGUAAUUCUCCUAUUUAGAUAAGUUAUAUAAAUAUAAAUAUAUUUUAUUCCAGUGUUGACAUAAUGUAUUCUUAGAAUUUUAAUUAAAUUAUUGUAGUUUUACCUAAGGU